This is a messenger RNA of Adineta steineri, 543 nucleotides long. The record is from the annotation of a GenBank genome assembly. Lineage: Eukaryota; Metazoa; Rotifera; Eurotatoria; Adinetida; Adinetidae.
AUGGCACUCUUGCGAACAUUGAUCACAUUUUCUGCUGGUGUUUAUGCUGGUAUAUAUGCCAGUCAAAAUUAUGAAGUUCCAAAAGCUGAAUCUCCCAAACAAUUAUAUGAACGUCUUGCAGCUUAUUUAUCAGCAUUUCCUACUCUCACUCUUCGUCUAUUGUCAUCUUCAUCGGACAAUGAAUAUGAAACAAUUGCUAACGAAACAUUAGAUUCAUUAACAGAAGCUUUUGAAACUUUACUCGAUAAACAUAAGUUACCAUCAGAUGUAACAUAUGCUAAUGGUGUUUUAACUGUUGAACUUGAUAAAUUUGGUAUUUAUGUUAUUAAUAAACAAACACCAAAUAAACAAAUAUGGUUAUCAUCACCAUUUAGUGGACCUAAACGUUAUGAUUUUCUAAAUCAAUCAUGGAUUUAUACACAUGAUGGCAUGUCAUUACAUACAUUAUUAAAUAAAGAAAUAUCAAAUAUAUUUCCAAAAGAUCACAAGAUUAAUUUUCAAAAAUGUAGUUAUGGUGGACAGGAAAAUGAUAGUAUAAAAUAA